Molecule: messenger RNA, 4264 nt
Organism: Patella vulgata (common limpet)
Lineage: Eukaryota; Metazoa; Mollusca; Gastropoda; Patellidae
Product: AKT-interacting protein
Exons: 10
Coding region: 1429-2253 (274 amino acids)
Source: RefSeq, a predicted model, not a curated record
CAAGGGCACGUAACCUUUCAUUUUGGGUAAGCCGACGCAUAUCAAAAUUUGUUUUCUGGUCACUAAAACAAUUAAACUGAUGUUUCCACCCUGGAAUUCAAUGCCACAAUGACUGUAACAUUCAAAGUCAGAGUCGUGCAAAUCUUGGGUUGGACCCCCAUGAUGAUCCCAAGCAUCACCUGCAUUCCAUGCGGUAGCUAUUGGUGCGUUUGGGCGUCACAUGUAACUGGAAAUGUUUCUUCUGUUAGGUUCUAUAGUGACUUUUUUCGUAGUCAUUUGCAUAUUUGUCCCCCGCCUUUCGAAGAAAGCAGGGGACUAUUGAAAUGGGUUCGUCCGUCUGUCUGUCUGUCCGUCUGUCUGUCCGUCACACUUUUUGGGACACAAUAACUCUCUUCCUAAUUGAGCUAGAAUGUUCAAACUUGGUGUAUGUGUUUAUUAGGUCAAUGCCUUGAUGGAGUUCGAAGAUGAGCAUUUUCUGCUUAGGGUAAGCAGAGAUAAGCAAUUUGAUUGGUUGAUGCUUUGGGACACGAUAACUUUCUUCCUAAUUGGGCUAGAAUGUUCAAACUUGGUGUAUGUGUUGAUUAGGUCAAUGCCUUGAUGGAGUUCGAAGAUGAGCAUUUUCCGCUUAGGGUAAGCAGAGAUAAGCAAUUUGAUUGGUUGAUGCUUUGGGACACGAUAACUUUUAAUUGAGCUAGAAUGUUCAAACUUGGUGUAUGUGUUUAUUAGGUCAAUGCCUUGAUGGAGUUCGAAGAUGAGCAUUUUCCGCUUAGGGUAAGCAGAGAUAAGCAAUUUGAUUGGUUGAUACUUUGGGGCACGAUAACUCUCUUCCUAAUUGAGCUAGAAUGUUCAAACUUGGUGUAUGUGUUGAUUAGGUCAAUGCCUUGAUGGAGUUCGAAGAUGAGCAUUUUCCGCUUAGGGUAAGCAGAGAUAAGCAAUUUGAUUGGUUGAUGCUUUGGGACAUGAUAACUUUAGUUCUAAUUAAGUGAGAUUGAUGAAACUUGGUGUAUAGUUUCAUUACAGUAAUACCUUGACUAAGUUUGAUAAUGAGCAUUUUCUGCUCAGGGUAAGCAGAGCGAUACGCAAUUUGAUUGGUCGAGGCUUUGGAAGUAAAGAUAUACUGUUUGAUUGUUCAAUACUUUGUAAAAGAUAAUUUGUGAUAAAUUUAUAUGUGUCCUCUAAUUAUUUUCCUAUUUCGGCGGGGGACAUCAGCCUCACUGUUGGCUUGUUUAGUAUUAUGCCCCCAAAAUCAAAUAUCCCCUACUUUUUUUGAAUAGUAUAUGGACAUUUUAGUUAUUUUAUAAUGUGAUACACACCUGUACCCUGUAAUAGUGUUUGAUAUUAUUGUGUAUCAUAAUACAAAAAGUUCGACAAGAUAAUCGUGUAGCAAUGACACAGUAGCCUGUGUUAUAAUAUGAACUGAAACUGGCAAUGUCUCAGACCCCGUUGUCUGCUCAGAAAGUGUUAUCUGUAGCAGAAGUGAAGCCACCUGUUCAUACUACUAAUCAACAACCACUUACACCUAGAAUUAUUACACAGUCACCAGGAAUUCAUUCUAACAACAGUAUGCCUACUAUUAACGCAAUAGAUGGUUAUGAUCCCUACUUUCAGGAAUACAGUCUUAUGGCUGAAUAUAAUCAGGUACAAAACCAGAAAAUACCUGGUGUUUAUGUGAUGCCAUCAGCAUUAUCACCUUUUGUAUGGAAUGGUUUUAUAUUUGUUAGAGAAGGAUUAUAUCAAGAAGGCGUGUUUCGUUUUACUAUGACCAUUCCAGAUACAUAUCCUGAUAGUGAUUGUCCUCAACUUCUUUUUGAUUUUCCAAUCUUCCAUCCUAUUAUUCAUCCUGUAACAGGAGAUUUAGAUGUAAAAAGAGGAUUUCCCAAGUGGAGACGUAAUGUAAAUCAUUUAUGGCAGAUUUUAAUGUAUGUAAGAAGAAUAUUUUAUAAAAUAGAUACUGCUAAUCCAUGGAAUAAAGAAGCAGCUAAUUUAUAUGAACAAGAUAUGGAUUUAUUUAAAAAGAAAGUUGCAGAAACAGUUCGUGUUUCUCAAGAAAAUGUAAAAAAAAAACCAUCAUCAGAUGAUCCAUAUGCAUUAAAUAUUAGUCCAUUAGAUGAUGAAACAUAUCAAGAAGCUAGGAAACAAAUGUUACAUCUUGGGAGAAGUGCAAGUGAAGAAUCUAAUAGACCCAGUGGUUUGUCAUGGAUGCAUCCAGGUUCAUCACAGAUAUUCUCACGUGAAGAUGCAGCUUCAGCAUAAAGAAUACAAAUGGAAAGAUUGUUAUUUUAUAUCUUGUUAAAUUAUUUAUUUGUCUUUAAUAGAAUACAACAUAUAUAUAAUAUAUAUCGACUUAUUAUCUAUUUACUUUUAAAUAGAAUUGAAUAAGUUGUGUCCAGAUUGUCAAAGAAGAAAUUAAAUUUAAUAAUUGAUAAAUUACUACAUGAUGAAAAUUAUGCUUUUUAUAUGGAAGAAUAUCAAAAUUCUUAGGGUGAUGUACAGAAUCAAGAGGCAAAGUAAAAAAAAAAAUGAGCAUUGAAAUUAGUAAUACUGGUAAUGGAUCACAUUUAACAUAUGAUUUCAAAUUAUUUUAGGAUAUGGUUGUAACAGAAAUAUUUGUUUUAUAUAUUAUCUAUAACUGGGUUAUGGUGUAUAAGAUUUUGAUACUAUAUACAUGAUACUGAUCAUAAUACUCAUAUCUUCAUUUUAGGUGUCUCAAAUCAUUCAUAAUUUAUCAUGUGGAAAGCGAGAAUUUCGCUUACAUGUACUUUUUUUUUUCAAUAAUAAGUUAACCUGUGAGUACUGUUUGUUAAUAUUUGCUUAAGGAAAUGUGUAUGCAACUAAUUUUCAUAAUUAGCUCAUAAUUUGAUUGAACUCUUGCCAUCAUGGUGUCUCAUAUUAUUAGUGAAAAUCUACAAAAUUAAUUUCUAAAAUAUACUAAGACACAAUGAUUAUAGGCUGGACAUUAACCGACACAAGAAAAUCUAUAAUCCAUGGAGGCCAUAACAACUUUACUUUGCAUUGAAACUUAGGCAUACCGGUAUUGCCCCAUAUAUUCUCAAAUGGCCAUUAGAGCACUGCCACAGUGUUUUGGUUCAAGAAGUCUAUGGAAACGUGCUGUAUAUACUCAAACAUUGAAUCAGAAUUGGUCAUGCCCUCUUGAAUAAACUCAAUGGCACAUCCUCAGUGUCAACCGUGGCAUAUCGUUGCGUCUUCCACAGAACUGUAGGAAUUGUAUUGACCCGAGCAUUUUAAAACCAUAUUUCCUGUCCCAUGCAUGCAAUAUGAUAUUGUGGUUUUCAAAAUUCUGAUAUUGUUAAAUUCCAUUUUUUGUAUUUAAGAGAAUUGAUAGAUUUACACGAUCGUGGUCUGUGGUUACAUUCAGAAUUGCAAGAUUAAAGUGUUGCUUUCCAAUGAGAUUUACAAUUAUUCAUUUAUUAAAGUGGUUCAUUUUCAUCGUGUCUAUGUAUAAAUUAUUUGCUAAGAGCAGACUGCUCUAUACCCUUUGUCGUCUUGGACAAUAAUAUAUUCUUUGAUAACUUGUUUUGAAAUGUUCAACAUGUAUCAUCUGUCUCCAACAUUGUUUAUAUGUCUACCUGUUAAUUACCUCCUUCAUUUAUAAGUCCUAAAUUAGGUCAGAUGUCUUCUUUGUGCAAUAUAACACAAUGGAACAAGUUUUAUAUUUGUAUAAAUUGAUCAUCCGAUAUGUGUUCAAUCAUUCAAUUCAUUGAUGUGUAAAUUGCUAAAUCUUCAACUUUGCCACUGCAUAUAUAUUUGCAAAAGUUUUAAAAUUUAUACAUUCAUGCAUAGGUUACAAUUUUUACAUUAUGUUAAGAAUUUAAAUUAUGUAUAUACUAUAUACAAUAAUUAUACCCUAAGCAGAAAUGUUCUUGACCAAAAUGAAAAUACAUGUAGCUUAAAAGAUAUAUGUAAUAUAAGCUUUAAAGCUGUUGAUAUGCUUCAAAUUUUUGAUUAUUAGAUAUUCUUUUAGUUUUUGUUGUUUUUGUUAUUUCUUUUUACCAAUAUAUAGAAAUAUUGAUUUUCAAUAGCUUGGGGUUUUCUGUUCAGGUUAGUGCUUAAUAAUUGUCUGAAAAGAAUGAUUGUGUCCAUCCUCAUUGUGUGGCAUCCUUUUAUAUAUUUAUUGUGCCUUUAAUUGAUAUACAAAUAUUAUUAUAAAACUUUGUACUUUACCUAUAUAAUAAUGUAUAUAAAACAUGUUAAGUCUUCAAUAUUGACUCUUAUAGUAAUUUAAAUAAACUUUUGUAGAAUAUGA